Molecule: messenger RNA, 3096 nt
Organism: Impatiens glandulifera
Lineage: Eukaryota; Viridiplantae; Streptophyta; Magnoliopsida; Ericales; Balsaminaceae
Product: kinesin-like protein KIN-UB
Exons: 19
Coding region: 180-2888 (902 amino acids)
Biological process (GO): microtubule-based movement
Molecular function (GO): microtubule motor activity; ATP binding; microtubule binding
Source: RefSeq, a predicted model, not a curated record
UCCAUUACCUUUCUCUCUCUAUCUCUCAAUCUAUCUCCAUAUCGUUCUUCAUUCUUCCCUCUCAUUCCGUUUUUGAAGCACAAAAAGUUACUAAUCUGCCGCCAUCAACACUUUUGAUUCUAUGUUUGUUGUAACUAGGAGGAAGAUUAUUUGAGGUUACGAACAAGAGAAGUGUAGAUAUGUCUUACAGGAACGGUGUUCAGAAAGGUACGACGAAGGUGGAUAGUCCGAUCUAUGCUACUUCAAGUCUUAGGAACUCUUCCUCCUUUAAAUCGAAGCCUGGAACUGCUAUUCGACGGAGUAGUUCUUCAUCUCUUGCUGGAGAUACUAAAUCCGUCCCUGGUAGAGUACGAGUGGCAGUGAGGUUGAGACCUCGAAAUUCUGAAGAACUGAUAGAAGAUGCAGAUUUUGCAGAUUGCGUGGAGUUGCAACCUGAGCUUAAGCGAUUAAGACUUCGAAAAAACAACUGGGAUUCUGAUACGUACGAAUUCGAUGAAGUGCUCACUGAAUAUUCCUCUCAAAAGCGUGUCUACGAAGCUGUUGUAAAACCCGUUGUUGAGAGUGUUCUAGAAGGGUACAAUGGGACUGUGAUGGCUUAUGGUCAAACUGGAACAGGGAAGACAUAUACCCUGGGGCAACUAGGUGAAGAAGAUACUUCUUCUCGUGGUAUCAUGGUUCGCGCCAUGGAGGAUAUUCUAGCAGAUGUUUCUUUAGAGACCGAUUCAGUCACAGUUUCAUAUUUCCAGCUGUAUAUGGAAACAAUCCAAGACCUCUUGGAUCCUGUAAAUAACAAUAUUUCAAUAUUCGAAGAUCCAAAGUCUGGUGAUGUUUCUCUACCAGGUGCAACCCUUGUAGAAAUUCAUAACCAACAAAACUUUUUGGAGCUCCUACGAGUAGGGGAAGCUCAUCGCUUUGCUGCUAAUACAAAGAUGAAUACUGAAUCUUCUCGCAGUCAUGCUAUCCUUAUGGUAAACAUCAAGAAGUGUGUCUUGGAAAGAGAUGCUGCUUUUCAAAACGAAAGUAAUAAAUAUUCAUACUCUGGCAAAUCCUUAAAGCCACCUGUUAUUAGGAAAGGAAAGCUUGUGCUUGUAGAUCUUGCUGGUUCGGAGAGAAUACAUAAGUCAGGUAGUGAAGGACAUACAUUAGAGGAGACAAAAUCUAUAAACCUUUCCCUUAGUGCGCUAGGCAAGUGCAUAAAUGCCUUGGCAGAAAAUAGUCUGCAUGUACCUGUUCGAGACUCAAAGCUUACUAGGUUGCUUAAAGAUUCUUUUGGAGGCACAGCAAGGACUUCACUAAUUGUAACCAUUGGUCCCUCUCCCCGUCAUCGAGCAGAGACAACAAGUACUAUAUUGUUUGGCCAAAGGGCUAUGAAGGUGGAAAACAUGUUAAAAAUUAAGGAGGAAUUUGACUACAAAAGUUUAUCUAGACGUCUGGAGAUUCAACUUGACAAACUCAGUGAAGAAAAUGAGAGGCAAAAGAAACUCGUUGAAGAUGAAAUUGAGAGAAUGACUUUAGAAGCUGAAAGUCGAAUAUCUGAGGCUGAACAAAACUUUGCCGAGGCACUUGAGAGGGAGAGACUGAAAUGUCAGAUGGAAUAUAUGGACUCCAUUAAAAAGCUUGAGGAGAAGUGGGAUCUGAAUCAGAAAAAAAUGGGCAAGAAUGGUUUUGUCAAUGGAAAUCAGAUUGGAGAGGGACACGUGGACUCUCUCUCUGAGGAAGUUUCUGAAAUCAAAAGGUUACUUCAGAAUGAAGUUAGUCUCAGAAAGGCUGCUGAGGAAGAGAUUGACAAGCUAAAAAAUCAAUUAACGGAUUCAACGUCAGAUGCAGGUGGAAAUGACUAUGUUGGGAAACUUCAAAAGAUGCUAGAAGAUGAAAGAUAUCAAAAAGUUAAACUUGAACAAGAGCUGAUGACAUUACAGAGUCAGUUAUCACAAUUGACAUUUGAAGCGGAUCAGGCUAGAGAGCGGCUUGAUGGAGGUGGAUGUGGGAAUGUUUCUAAUGGACCAGAUUCUCUAUCGCAUGUUGCACAGUCACCUUUCAGAGAGGUGGCUAAUGGACAAAGGACUCCCGUCAACAAUCUUCAUGAACAAGUUGGAUUGCAAAAGAUUUUGUCAUUGCUCGAGUCAGAAGACCCUAAUGUGCGGAUUCAUGCUGUAAAAGUGGUAGCCAAUCUAGCAGCUGAAGAACAUAAUCAGGAAAAGAUUGUGGAAGCUGGUGGUCUUACUUCAUUGUUGAUGCUUCUGAGAAGCACAGAGGAUGAAACUGUUCGCAGAGUAGCAGCAGGAGCUAUUGCUAAUCUUGCAAUGAAUGAGGUGAAUCAGGAACUUAUUAUGGUCCAUGGAGGGAUUAGCUUGCUAUCAAGCACCUCAGCAGAAGCUGAAGACCCUCAAACUUUGCGUAUGGUUGCCGGAGCUAUUGCUAAUCUUUGUGGAAAUGACAAGUUACAAAUGCGGCUGAGGUCCGAGGGUGGUAUUAAGGCAUUGUUACGAAUGGUAAGGUGUAGGCAUCCUGAUGUGUUAUCACAAGUUGCGCGUGGAAUUGCAAAUUUUGCCAAGUGUGAAUCCCGAAUAUCUACACACGGGAAUAAUAAUAAUAAUAAUAAUAAAGUAGUGAAGUCACUGUUGAUUGAAGACGGUGCACUCCCAUGGAUAGUACAAAAUGCAAAUAGUGAAGCAUCGUUGAUCAGGCGCCACACCGAGCUAGCUCUUUGUCACUUGGCUCAACACGAAGUGAAUGCAAAAGACAUGAUAAGAGGAGGUGCGCUUUGGGAACUGGUUAGAAUUUCACGGGAUUGUUCACGAGAGGAUGUAAGGACACUUGCUUAUCGAACCCUAAAUUCGAGUCCGACUUUCCAGUCUGAACUACGAAGACUGAGGAUAGAAGUUUAGGAUUAAAAACCGAUGAAGUGGGCUGGCUUUGUAAGUUAUGGUAAUUUUGUGGGUGGUGUAUGUAUUAGUUUUAUAUGAAGAAACUGAUGAAGGAAGAAGAAGAAGCAGCUAUCUGUUAUUAAUUAAUUAAAAGCGUUUUUGUAUGUAGUAUUUAACAGAUAAAAUUUUAAAUCAUUCUUCUGGUAAUUCUUUUGUUAGAAACUGUUAA